This is a messenger RNA of Prunus armeniaca (apricot), 510 nucleotides long. The record is from the annotation of a GenBank genome assembly. Lineage: Eukaryota; Viridiplantae; Streptophyta; Magnoliopsida; Rosales; Rosaceae.
AUGCCAAGUGUAAACCUACCAGAUUUUCAUGAUUAUAUUUCGAAUUUGGGUGCUGAAGAAUGCAAGGACAAGUGCCUAGGGUGUUUGGUCUGGUCCAAAGACCUUAUUGAUAUUCAAGAGUUUGCCUCUGGUGGAAAUGAUCUUUUUAUUCGCCUAGCACAUGCAGAAUUAGGAAACGUCAAAGUAACACCUAAGGACUCUGAAAUGGCUGAUAUGAUUGAGACUUCAAGAGACGCUCUUCUUCAUGAAUAUAUAAGAAAACAUGGUCCAUCAGAGUUCGUAAUCUAUGAUUUUGAUAGCAUAUUAAUUGCUACAAGCAAUUUCAGCAUCACAAACAAACUCGGAGAAGGAGGAUUCGGGCCUGUAUAUAGGGGUAAGCUACAAGAAGGGAAGGAAAUAGCAGUAAAAAGACUAUCUGGUAGCUCAGUACAAGGAAUAGAAGAGUUCAAGAAUGAGAUGCUGUUGAUCUCCAAACUCCAAAAUAAGAAUCUUGUAAGGCUCAUGGGUUGA